Cuscuta europaea is the source of this 3046-nucleotide messenger RNA. The record is from the annotation of a GenBank genome assembly. Lineage: Eukaryota; Viridiplantae; Streptophyta; Magnoliopsida; Solanales; Convolvulaceae.
CCUUACACCAUCAUCUUCAUCAUAAUCACAUUGUGUCAUUACUAUAUAUUGCAACCUAUCCAUUUCUUGAGGCUCCCAGCAGAAAAUGCAUUCAAAGCUUUUCACCAAAUCCAUGAUUUUCAAAAAGUGAACUACCUGCUGGAGCUUUUGAAAGCAAAGGAUAAGCAAAAAGAUUAGUGCUUUAACACCCAUUCCUCCAAUUCUUCUUUUAAAAGUGAGAUUUUCACCCCUUCCUCCUUUAUUUUUUUAUCCAUGCAGGUGUUUAUAUCUUGUUCUUUUUGUUUUUUUGGAUACCUGUCCUAAACUUGGAAUUACUUUUUCAAGAAUUCAACUUGCUAAUCAAAUUUGGCUUUGAUACAACCCUUAUUCUGACUUUCUUGAAUACUUGUUUAUUUUGUAAUGUUAAAGAAAGUGUGUUUUUACUUUUUUUAUCUUGUCAAAAGCUUCAACUUAAAAUGAUGAAGAAAUCAGUGUCAGACAACAACUUCUACAUAGACAAUGAGGAAGAGGUGAGAGAGGAGGGGAAAUGUGAAGAUGGCAAUGAAUCUGAUGUUUCUUCAAAUUACUCCAAUGACAAUGAGGUUUAUGAGCACCACCAUAGCAAACCCAAUUCCUUCAACAAUGCUUGGCCUCAAAGUUACAGGCAAUCAAUGGAUCUUUACAGCAGUAUACCAUCUCCAAGUCUUAACCUUCUGGGGACACCCAUUAGGAGCAUAACAAGCUCAUUUCUUCUUUCUUCUUCAUCACUCUCAAGGAGGCACACACCUGAGACAUUGCCUUCAUCAGUUCAUAAACAACCACUUUUACCAUCAAAAGAACAUCGUCAUCAUCAUAAUCAUGACCAGAAGCCAGGGCACAGUUCUUCACAAGCUUUCCUCCCCCCUCUUACACCAUCCGAGGCUUCUUCUUUCCUACAGAGGGGCGCAUCAGAAGCCAAACACUCUACAGAAGUUCCCAUUUCUCUGCAGAAGAGCACGUAUGGACAAGCAGUACUCAACGGUAUGAAUGUUUUAUGUGGAGUAGGAAUCCUUUCGACUCCUUAUGCUGUUAGACAAGGCGGGUGGAGUGGGCUUUCUGUACUAUUUCUCUUUGCUGUAAUUUCGUACUAUACUGGCAUUCUUCUUCGUCACUGCUUGGACAGCCAACCGGGACUGGAGACUUAUCCUGAUAUUGGACACGCUGCAUUUGGUCCCACCGGACGGAUACUUCUUUCUAUUUUUUUGUAUGUAGAGUUAUAUGCAUGUUGUAUCGAAUAUAUAAUAUUGGAAGCCGAUAACUUGUCAUCUUUAUUUCCAAAUGCAUAUUUGAGUUUAGGAGGAGUACGUUUAGAUGCACACCACCUUUUCGCGUUGAUAACAGCGGUUGUAGUUCUCCCUACUAUGUUUCUCCGGGAUCUCACCCUCCUUAGUUAUAUCUCAGCCGGGGGAGUGGUGGCAUCUGUGUUGGUAGUUUCAUGCCUGUAUUGGGUUGGUUUGGUGGAUCAUGUCGGCUUUGAAAGCAAACCAACAUCAAUGAAUCUCUCCACAUUUCCAGUUGCCAUAGGUCUGUAUGGUUAUUGUUACCAAGGGCAUGCUGUUCUUCCCAACAUAUAUGCAUCUAUGCAAAAACGGAACCAAUUUCCCGCUGUCCUCUUAACCAGCUUUGGCAUAGUGACCUUGAUGUACAUUGCAACGGCUGUGAUGGGCUAUAUGAUGUUUGGAGAUUCAGCAGAAUCACAGUUCACUCUAAACAUGCCUACUGAAUUAGUUGCCUCCAAAGUAGCUGUUUGGGCAACGGUUGUUAAUCCAUUAACAAAAUAUGCACUGACCAUGUUGCCAGUGGCUAUGAGUCUAGAGGAACUGACCCCAUCUGGCCAAACCAAAUCCCAUUUGUAUUCAAUCUUUAUUAGAACGGCGUUGGUGAUAUCUACCUUGAUCAUCGGUCUAUUGAUCCCGUUUUUCGGCCUAGUCAUGUCCCUCAUUGGAUCUUUACUUACAAUGCUAGUUACUUUAAUAUUUCCUUGUGCUUGCUAUAUGAGUAUUGCCAAGGGGAAAAUUGGCUAUGUUCAGGCAUCAGCUUGUGUAUUUAUAAUUGGAGUAGGUGUUGUAUUUGCAGUUUUUGGAACCUAUUCUGCCAUUUCUGGAAUCAAUCAGAGUUUGAGAAGUUGAGCUGAUGACUGUAUGGUCAAUGUUUUAAUAUAUUCUAAUGGAUUCCUAUUUUUCGUUUUAAUUUAAGUUAUUCUGUUAAUGUUUACUUCAAAUCUUUUCCAACCGUUGUUGCACUUUUUGCCCAAGAGUCCUCAGUGAUUUCUUGUUUUUUUUCUCCCAUUAAAUGUUUGUAAAAGUAAUCUCCCUAAGUAACAUUUUAACCUUUUUACUAAUCGGGGCCUAGCUCACCCGUAUGAAGGGAUGCCACAAAGAAGAGAUCUCGGGUUCAAUUUCAAGCAAAGACUUGGAAUUAAAUUCAACUCUCUUUCAAUUAAUGUAUGAUCAAAGCUCAAUUUACAUUCUCCCAAUAACUAUCCAAUCGAUUCUGGAGCCUCAGGAUAGGGUGUCAUCCUUUUUAACCUAUUUAACCCUUUUACUUGCAGUUUUUUAACCCUUUUACUAGGAGUUUGUACAUACAAUGGAUAGGCAAAUUAGGUGCAAAUAUUAAAACAUUGUGAAAUGGAGUUUUUUUAAGCCUUUUUUUAACCUAUGUUUAUGUCUACAAAAUCAUUAUAUACUCACACUUUGCAUUCCAUUUUUUAGUGACAUUUGAUUUUACAAUCUAUUUUCAAAACCAUUAAUGUAUACUCCUGAUUUCACCAUAUACUCAUUUGACUCUGCAAUCCACUUUUUCACAAAUUUUGAACAAAUUAGGUGCAAAUAUUAAUGAUUGUGAAAUGAGAUUCAAAAUUGAAUAUAUAGCUCAAAACAUUGUGAAAGUGCAGUUGUGUUUAAGAGUAACCACAAUUACUUCAAAAAUAAUUGACUUAAAUAGGAGUAAGAAUAGAACUUUUCCCUAAAUAGAUGUUCAGUUGUUCACUACUAAUCUUCUCCAAAUAUCAGUGAACAUACAUUUUCUU